CGUAUAUAGAGCCUCAGGUGUCUAUCUCAGAAUAAAUGACCGUUCUUUUCCUCUCCCUCUUUUUCCUAUUCUUUCAUACAAUUUUUUUUAUUGUUCAACAAAUUUCUUGCCAGGUCAUAUUAUCACAUCAUUAUCUAUUUUUACAACAGCAAGACCUUAUUUUGAAAUAUGGUACAAAAAGCCGUCUUGUGGUUUCAAGGAACUUUAAGAUUGAUAGUUGGACUUUAAAUUGCACUGUUUUAGAUCGACCGCAAGAUCAAAAGUUCAGACAGUUCAAUGGGGGCAUUUUUACCAACUAAUCCUUCUGUUUGCCCAUUCGAAAAAAAAUGUUUCUUUGAUUUGAUAACUAAUUCAAACUUACUAUUUUUUUUUUCAUUAUUUUGACUAAGCUAGUGGAAACUUUCUUCAGUGAUUAUCAAGAGAAAUUUUGGAAAAAACAGCUAAAAAGUCGAACUAAUUGUUUUUCAUCAAAAUGUUUAUAAAUUUCUAAGAAGAAACAGACGGCUUCUCAAAACCAAAUCCCCGGCUAAAAAUAGAAACUCUGGUCAGAUUCAAAGGAUAUAUGAACCGUUAUAUUAUUUAUCUUUUACUAAGGGUUGCAAAAUUGCCUGCUGCAACUCGUUUUCCACGGAACUUACCUCCAGCUUCAGGUCAUAAGAGUUUGUCUGGUAUUAAACUAGAUAGAUUUACUAAAACUAUUUUUUAUUCCUUCUUGUCUUUUACUCCUUCAAACUUGUUAUUUAAACCACGAGGCCAAUUCUGAGACUCCAACUGGUUUAUAUAGUCCCAGAAUUACCAACUCUAAUUAAAAAUAUAUUUAGUGCCUUUACUUUUUUGUCACAUGGUAAUUUUGAAGCUACAGAGGACAAGAUACACUCAAACACAUGUGCAUCAAAAAAAUCCUUAAAAGGAAAUCGCAAAAAAUAGAUCAAUGUUUUGCUUUCCAUUUCUGUAUAUACAAAAUAACGUUGAGAAUAAUUUUGUUGAAAAAACUUAUUCAUUCAAAUUACAGAAUCAACCAUCAUUCUGGCCCAAAAACCCAAUAUAGAUAGUUUUUUCGGUUAAUUGUUAUUUAUAUUUUCACGAAAUCUUUUCCCAUUUAUCAAAAUGACUUCUUGUAACUUUGAUCUUUAGAUUGAACUGAAGAUGGUUAUAUACACACACCUUUUACCAUAAGAGGUCAAGAACCCGAUGAUGAUUGAUGUCGAAUGUUGUAUCCGUCGACAAAGUUUUAUUUAAACAGGUGUUGCCUUUUAUUUGCCUUUACUUCUAUGACGUAACCUCUAUGUUCAAAGAAAUUUAUCUCAAACUUGAGAAUUAACUUAUUAUUUGGAUUUUGUUUGCUUUGACUUUGCAUGAACAAAACUUUCAAAUUUUCUUCAAAUAAAUUUUUGUUGAGGAAAUCGGCCAAAUUUAUUAUUUGUCUCAAGUUAAAAAGUGCUUAUUCUAGAAUGAUCUGAAUUCUUGAAAGUUAGCUAUAAAUCAAACAUAACAGUUAAAUAUGCCUUUGCUUCCGAAGAGUCUUUUACCCACUCGGAUUCCCAGCCCGACCCGAGGACCCACCACGACAACUCAAGCCCGAGACCACAACAAACUUCGAACGAACAUCUUAAAUGUGGCCGAGGUUCUCAGCGGCGGAGUUGCGGGCUGUACCGCCGAGUUAGUUUCAAUCCCGCUCGACACUCUAAAAGUGAAAGCGCAAACAACUUCCAAAAUUCCAGCUUUGAAUUCUUCGUCUCUUAACUCUACGAACUUACAAAUUUCAAAAAUUAUCCAAAAUACAUACAAAAACGGAGGUUUUCGCGCCUUUUUUGGUGGCCGUGUGUGCUUAACCGCCGCUUUUCAGCGGCAAAUGAUUAUGGCAUCGGUUAAAUUUGGCUGUUACGAUAUGGUCAAAAACGAAUAUUGUAAAGUUUUCGACGUUUCUGAAGACGCCAGAUUUACGCCGAAGUAUGUUAAAAUUUUAGCGGCUUCCACGACUGGAAUUCUGGCUGUUCUGAUUGGUCAGCCGACUGACGUCGUAAAAGUCCGAACACAAGCAAAACUGGACACGUAUAAGUCCACAAUUCAAGCGUACAAAGAAAUCCACCAAUCGGAGGGCGUGAAAAAAGGCUUAUGGCGUGGAACUUUCCCCGGAGCAAUACGUAAUAUGGCAGUAAACACUGCUGAAAUUGGUUGCUAUGACAUAAUCAAAGGCGUGGUGUUACGUAAUAAUCUUAUGAAAGAUGAAUGGCCGUGUUUUAUAGUUUGCUCAAUUUGCACGGGCGUUUUAGCGACUUUAGUUUCGAGCCCAGCCGAUUGUUUAAAAACAGUUUAUUCGAACUCAAAGCCAGGACAGUAUAAAAGCUUGUGGGAUUGCUGCUCGAAGUUAUGGAUGGAUAAUGGCGUUAAAUCUUUCUAUCGAGGAGUAUCUUUUAAUGGAUCUAGAAUGAUUGUCUGGAACAUCUUGAUGUUUACGACACUAGAAAACUUGAAGAAAACGAUUGACGCAGCUCGAUAAACUAGUCUCCAAAUUAGAAAAUAAAAAAUAGAAAUAACCUUUUGAUGUUAGAAUAACUUUGUAAAUAAUUUAUGCUCUAGUUUUUGGUUUUAAAUGGUGCUUCGCAAUUUAAGUUAUU
Symsagittifera roscoffensis is the source of this 2618-nucleotide messenger RNA. Its product is annotated as dicarboxylate carrier SLC25A8-like. Gene Ontology annotation, biological process: adaptive thermogenesis; response to cold; mitochondrial transmembrane transport. The record is from RefSeq and is a predicted model, not a curated record. NCBI's taxonomy places the organism in Eukaryota, Metazoa, Xenacoelomorpha, Acoela, Convolutidae. Gene Ontology annotation, molecular function: oxidative phosphorylation uncoupler activity. The transcript is spliced from 3 exons. Bases 1502 to 2500 code for a protein of 332 amino acids.